AUGCCCACGAGCAUUGCUGGGGAACACAGCACGGGUACCACUAGCGCUACCGUGGCAAAUGGCGCCGUCGCACUUGGACAGAGGCCGCCGGUGAUGCAAGGAGCUGCCCGUGAGACGCUGUCACUUUCUCCGGUGGUGCUCAGCCGUUGCGACGACACCAACGCUGGUGAUGCGUCCAGCGACAGCGAGAGCUCAUCUUCCGACGCGAGCGACCACGACUCGGACUGGGACGGACAGCAGACGUCGCAGCACGAGGCACAAGACCAUCGCGAGCUAGUGCGCUUUCUCGAAACGCUGCAGUCCGUGCAGUUUGAUGAUCUCCCUUUUGCAGCGGUGCCGGCGUCGAUGCGGGCUAGGGCGGAGCUGCGACCGUUUCAACUGCAGGCCCUGUACUGGCUCCUGACACGCGAGCAGCAAUCAGCGUCCCAGGACAAGGAAGCUUUCGAUGACGACAGCGACACUCGGGCAGCGAAGCCACUUAAAGAAAGCGGCUUUCAAGGCGCAUCGGGGCAAGCAAAGGCGGGCGGUGCCGAAUGGAGGGGCGGGUUUGGGUCUUCCGACGGGCUCCGCCAUGUCCCUAACUCGUCCCCAGCCAUCCCCCCGGACACGUCAUCCACCGUGCAGGGUGGGGUCUUUGCAGACUUCAUGGGCCUCGGCAAAACGCGCACCCUCAUCGCCCUGUGCGAAGCCGCACGUGCCCCACGCGUUGACCGGGUGACGGGGUCGCUGGUGGAGUCCACCGCCACCUUGGUCGUGUGCCCCACUUCCCUCCUCACACAGUGGGUCGAAGAGCUUCAGCGGUGUGUGGAGCGUCCCCCGUCUGCACCACUGCGCGUUCUCGUCUACUACGGUGCGCGCAAACGCCGACUUACUUUGUUUCAGAUCGCGCAGUCGUACGACUAUGUCAUCACGACCUACCAGACACUGGCACACGAGCCGCCGCCGCGGCUGCUCUCGGUUACCACUGGCAGUGAUGAUGGCGGAAGGUCUGGUUGGACGUCCAGGCUGCCGCAGAGCAGCGGCGGUUCUUUUUUCGAUGCGGAUCCCUACGACUGCGCAGACGAAUUCACCGCGGACGGCACGGAGAGCUAUGAUGUUGACCGUCAUCUGCAGACGGAGGUGGGGAAACUGUUCAUGAUCCGCUGGGCCCGCAUUAUCCUCGACGAGGCGCACUACAUCCGCAACAUGCGCACCCGACAGAGCCGGUCCUGCAUGCGGCUCUCUGGCGUGUUCAGGUGGGUCGUGACGGCGACACCGGUGCAAAAUAGCCUCAAUGACUUGUACCCGCUUCUUCGCUUUCUCGGGGUGCCUCACUUCAGCUCGCUGCAGUGGUGGAACGACGAGAUUGUGCGAUACUACAAUCAGGAUCCGCGCCACCCGCGGCCGGUCACUGCCCUCUCGAUUCUUUUCCGCUCGAUUCUGCUCCGUCGCACGCCGGAAUCACUGGUGGCCGGGAGGCCUCUUCUGGACCUUCCACCGAAGCAGGUGGUGACGCACACCGUCGCCUUGUCGCGCGAGGAGACACAGUUUUACAAGGCCAUUCACACGAAUGCCACCGAGAAACUCAACGCGCUACGGCAGCGCGACACUUUCACGCCGUCCAGCCCGCUUGCCACCUUCACGACUGCCUUUGAGAUGCUCGUGCGGUGUCGGCAGACUUGCUUGCACCCUUACAUCGUGGUGGCGGCGCUGCGCAAGUGUCAUGGCCUUCCUGGUGACGUAGACGCCGGUAAGACAGCGACGCAACGCGCCGCAUCCACUUCGCGCAGUGCUGCCCUCGCACAAUCGCAACGAGAGGAACAACAACGACAAGAGGCAGAGGAGCAGGUGGCGCGUGCGUUAGACCACUUUAUUCAAAGCGUUGUGCUGCGUCGGCUGCACACCACAAAAGCCAGUGAGUUUGUGCAGUUGCUUGUCAGCGAAAUCAAGCGGCAGAAGUUAGAGGCGAGAGAGUGCAUCAUCUGCCUCGAUACGGUGAACCGACCGGCGAUUCUGCCCUGCGCACACGUCUUCUGCGAGGAGUGCAUCACACACGCGCUGGAGGCAACGCGACGGUGCCCGCUAUGCAAACGCGCCACCAAAAACGGUGAGAUGUUGCUGGUCCCUGUGGAACUGCUGGACUCCGCGCAGCAUCCCACGGCGUCUGGAUCUGAUUCGAGUGGUGCUGUCGCAGGAGGUUCAAUUGGCCAAGAAAGAGGCAGAACUGUUAGAAGUGAAGAAGCUGAUCCACCGCCUGAAGUACCGGCCGAUUUGGACCUCACAAACGUCGCGAACUGGGGCCUGAGGCUCAGCUCGAAAACGCAGUACCUCAUCGACAUCAUUCAACGUGUUCCCGCGGUGGACAAAGUGGUGGUUUUUAGCAGCUUCCUGACCUACCUUCGCUACGCACAGCAUUGGCUGGAGGACAGCGGCAUCACGUGUGCGAUUUACAGCGGGUCCAUGACGAUGCGGCAGAAGCAGCUGCUGCUCGAUAAGUUUCGUGACGCCGCGCAACCCGACUCACCGCGCGUGCUUCUGGCCACCAUAAGUAGCUGCGGUGUGGGACUGAACCUCACAUGUGCAAACCACUGCUUUCUCAUGGAGCCGUCGUGGAACCCCAGCACGGAAGAUCAGGCCCUCAAUCGUAUUCACCGCAUCGGCCAGGCGAAACCGGUGACGGUGACGAAGCUGAUUGCGGGCGGCACCGUCGAGGAGAACAUCCGUCAGCUGUGCGAGCGGAAGCGGGCGCUGAGUGGGUACUGCUUCGGUGACGGCGGUGCUGGCGGAGGUGGCGGUGGGCGUCUUCGCACGGCGGAUCUGCUGGCGCUUUUUGCCCCGGAAGACGAGGAAUCGAGUGAGGAAGGCAGCGACGACGACGGGAGCGAUGAGGAGGAGGAGAGUGAUUGA
This is a messenger RNA of Leptomonas pyrrhocoris, 2886 nucleotides long. Its product is annotated as DNA repair protein-like protein. Gene Ontology annotation, molecular function: ATP-dependent chromatin remodeler activity; ATP binding. The coding region runs from base 1 to 2886 and encodes 961 amino acids. The transcript has a single exon. Lineage: Eukaryota; Euglenozoa; Kinetoplastea; Trypanosomatida; Trypanosomatidae. The record is from RefSeq and is a predicted model, not a curated record.